Molecule: messenger RNA, 3169 nt
Organism: Hypoxylon fragiforme
Lineage: Eukaryota; Fungi; Ascomycota; Sordariomycetes; Xylariales; Hypoxylaceae
Exons: 3
Coding region: 378-2855 (825 amino acids)
Source: RefSeq, a predicted model, not a curated record
GCUAGCGAAUUGGUGGAGAUAAACUCAAGGUACGCCCUCUAGUAAAUGACCAGGAGAAGGGCUGAGAUACAGUGUUACCUUCUCGAUGCAAGCAAUUAUCGAAAUGAAAUUUCUGUCGAUUCAUAUUGUCUUUGGUGACAUCAAAGACGCAGGUAGCCGAAGUCAAGCAACAGGCAAAGGUGGGUAACUAAUAAGCAAGGGCUUAGUAUAUAGCUCUACCACAAGUACCUAUGGAUGCUUUAUGCUCUCCCCCUUCCCCCUUUUCCCCCUUUACUUUAUUCAUUGCCAUAUACCCUGAUCGACUAUUGCAAGCAACUUCAACAACCUGAAGGAAUUUCAACAUCCCCUCUCAUCCCUCAUUGCAAUGAGAGAGUAUCAUGGAUUCUCUUGGUGGUAACAUUUUACCCCCCGAUCCUCACACCAAAAUCUAUAUUGCUGGAAUAGGUAUUAUCUUAUUGGUGGGCUUAUGCUUUUCUUCACUACGCUCUAAGAAUGCAACGGACAACGAGAACCCUAGUCUCGCGCAGUCCUUGUGGCUAUUCUUCUACUCAUGUUUCCUUAAACCGCACAAUGGCGAUGCCAACGGCAACCAGCAGGAUGCCCUGGAGAGCUUCUACAAGAAGCAGGCCGGUGUGUACGAUACUACGAGGAAGGCCCUGUUAAAGGGCCGCGAGGAUAUGCUAGCUUUAGCAGCGGCUCAGCUUGCCCACAGAACGGGAAAUGGCGAUGAGAAGAAGCGUAUUUGGGUUGAUGUUGGUGGAGGGACUGGCUUUAAUAUCGAGGCCAUGUCAAAAUUCGUCGACGUAGCCCAGUUCUUCGAAGCUGUUUACCUCGUUGACUUCUCCCCGUCUCUCUGCGAAGUGGCGCGCAAGCGUUUCGAGAGACUCGGGUGGAGCAACGUGAAGGUCAUCUGCCAGGACGCGAGGAAAUUCCGCCUGGAAGACCAUGAGCCGGGAAGACGCCCUUCUGGGUCACCGGAUCCGAGUUAUUACUAUCAGGAAAAGCCCAGACAUAGUGGUGCCGACUUGAUCACCAUGUCUUAUAGCUUGUCGAUGAUCCCCGACUAUUACUCUGUUAUCGACUCGCUACCGUCGCUGUUGGCCCCGAAUGGUAUCGUGGGCGUGGUUGAUUUCUACGUUCAAUCUCAAAUCGACGUCAACUUCCGAAACUAUACCGGCGGUUCCGUCAACCGUCAUGUCAAUUUCUUUGGCAGGACAUUCUGGCGUGCCUGGUUUGACAUGGACCGAGUUGCCUUGGAACCCGGCCGACGUGAUUACCUCGAGUACUCCUUCGGAACCGUGCUGAAUGUCAAUAACCGGAAUUAUGUCCUUGGCGCUAUCCCCUAUUACAUCUGGCUGGGUACUCACAAGCAGUCACCCGCAUCUAACCUUCCACAUGAACUUGUUGAGAAGGUAGAUGCGUUGGUCACCGAGUCACCUUAUCUCCAUCCCGCCAACCAUUCCGCCGCUCUGUCUCGUGCGGUUGACAGGGCUGCGCCAGAGAUACGAUCUAAGGCUUUCGAUGCGGCCAUUAUCAACAUCUCUUCCAAUCUGCCGCUCCCGUCCUUCUUUUACCAGAACCACCACUACAGGAUCUAUUACGAUGACCAGCUCAAGAAGCAUACUCAGUUCAACGACGAGUACAUCUACGCCUUCACAUGGGAAGAUACCCGCGUGGACCAGCGCAUCCUCAAGCUGAGCUCCGACGACGUGGUGCUGGCCAUCACCAGCGCCGGCGAUAACAUUCUCUCGUACGCGCUGCAAAGCCCCGCAAGAAUCCACGCCGUCGAUCUCAAUCCCACGCAAAACCACCUCCUCGAGCUCAAGGUGGCCGCGUACCUGUCGCUCCCCUACGCAGACUUCUGGAAGAUCUUCGGCGAGGGCAAGCACCCCGAAUUCCGAUCCUUGCUCGUUUCUAAGAUAUCGCCUCACCUGUCCAGCCGCGCGUUCCAGUACUGGCUCAACAACCACCACAUCUUCACCAAGUCCAAGGGCGGCUUAUACGAUACGGGCGGCUCGAAGCACGGGAUUCGCAUCUUCCGCUGGAUCUGCUACGUCUUCGGGUGCCGCUCCGCAGUGCAAGAGCUCCUCGGCGCCAGGACGCUCAACGAGCAGCGCGAGGUGUGGCGGCACAAGAUCCGGCCCGCCUUACUCUCACGCCUCGUGUCCAAGUUCGUCGUGAGCCAGGAGGCAUUCCUGUGGACAGCUCUCGGGGUUCCAAAAAACCAGCUCGCGAUCAUCGAGGCCGACCACGCGGAGUCGGACGCCGUGCGGGGGCCCGACGCGCGCGCUCAGAACACGCGCUCGCACGCGAUCUGGGAGUACAUGGUCAACACGCUGGACGCGAUGGUCGAGUCGACGCACAUCGCGGCCGACAACCCGUACUACCUCGUCUGCCUCGACGGCCGCUUCACUCCCCGCUGUCAUCCGGACUACCUCGCGCCGCAGGCCCACGCGCGGCUCUCACGCCCCGGCGCCUUCGACGGCCUGCGCAUCCACACGGACGAGAUCGACCAGGUGCUCGCGCGCAUCGCGCCCGGCACGCUGACGGUUGCGGUUGUCAUGGACAGCAUGGACUGGUUCGAGCCCGGCGCCAGCGAUGCCGCGGCGCAGAUUGCCAAGCUGAAUCGUGCGUUGCGACUAGGAGGUCGUGUGAUGUUGAGGUCGGCGGGGUUGCGCCCCUGGUACCUUGCCGAGUUCGAGCGCCAUGGGUUCGUGGCGAAGUGUGCAGGUGAACGCACGCCUGGCGCUUGCAUUGAUCGCGUGAACAUGUACGCGAGUUGCUGGGUAUGCACGAAGCGUGAGGAUUUGGUGCCGGGCGUGGUUGGGGCCGAGAUCACGGCUUUGCGGAUCUGAAAAGGGUUCAAAAAAUGUGGGCUUGGUCUUUGGAUGAUUUUUUUUUAAAACGAAGGCAAGGAAAUUCUUUCGUUGUUGUCGCUCAUUAGUCCUGUUACAUGACAUGAUGUUUUGCGUCAGGGUAGGUAGGUGAGUUAUGCGAGAUAGGAACGCCGCAUUAGGGGCAAGACGGCGGCCUCCUUUCCUGUGGCCAUUAGUGCUGGCUUACCUCGGAUUAUUUUAUCAAAAAAGAAAAGUAUAACACGCAAUGACAAAUUAAUAUAAAUGAUUUAUUUAUCAACAUGAUAUAAGUGAUACACCCAUACCCGGGUAGG